Linum tenue is the source of this 1915-nucleotide messenger RNA. NCBI's taxonomy places the organism in Eukaryota, Viridiplantae, Streptophyta, Magnoliopsida, Malpighiales, Linaceae. The record is from the annotation of a GenBank genome assembly.
CUGAGACUGAUAGAAAUUAGAACGCCGGAACGGCCGACUCGACGUACGUCUCCGUCGCCAGUUUCAGCGCCGCUCCAUCCCAACCGCCUACCGCCGUUCGUUCCGCGAGGAGAAACUAGAAGCCAUUGCUAUGGAAGAAGAAAUCAAAUUCAGCUCCAGUUCAUCGCAAGAGAAGCCGCAGAAACUCGCGGUUUCGCUGCCCAACAACGUCGACAAGAAAGGAAAGAAGAAGCCAUUGAUGACCAUUGAAGGGUACCCUGUUGAGGGAUUGUCGAUUGCUGGCCUCGAAACCUGCAUAAUCUUCCCUUCACUUGAUUUGGCUUUCGAUAUUGGUCGGUGCCCGCAACGAGCAGUUUCUCAGAACUUCGUCUUCAUCUCCCAUGCUCACAUGGAUCACAUAGGAGGGUUGCCCAUGUAUGUUGCCACCCGUGGCUUAAACCGCAUGAAGCCUCCAACGAUCAUUGUGCCAACGAGCAUCAAGCCAACCGUUGAACAACUUUUUGAGGUGCAUCGGCAGUUAGAUGGAUCAGAGCUGCGGCAUGUUCUUAUUGGUUUGGAUAUAGGGGAAGAGAUUUCCAUUAGAAGGGACCUUAAAGUAAAAGCAUUUAAGACACACCAUACAAUAAAGAGCCAGGGUUAUGUUGUUUACCAAGUGAAAGAAAAACUUAAGCAAGAGUAUCAUGGGCUAUCCAUCAGAGAAAUGAAAAACUUGAAAUUAUCAGGUGUGAAGAUAACAGAUACCAUAAGUCACCCCGAAAUUGCUUUUACUGGUGAUACAAUGUCUGACUUCUUACUGGACGAAAGUAACAGUGACGUUCUGAAGGCAAAAGUUCUUGUUAUGGAGGUAAGCUGCUAGCUAGCUCUCAUUAUCCUGAUUUUUCAUACAGUAGUUGGUUGUCAUCUCGGGAGCAUGGAAAGGGAUCAUAUUUUGCGAGUUAGUUAAAAUAGUUGGUUAUCAUGGAAACAUUCUGAAGUAAGAGUAAUAUAUGAUUACCGAUGAACAGUCUAUUCUAAUGUAUCAGGAAAACUUUUCCCUUGAAGUAUUCACAUGAAUCUUGUUCAUAGUACUGGCAGAAGGGCUGACAAUAACAAUCCAUACAUUUACACAACAGUGCACUUUUGUUGAGGACAGGGUAACAGUGGAGCAUGCCCGAGAAUAUGGUCACACCCAUCUGUACGAGAUUAUUAAGCAUGCAGACAAAUUUCAGAACAAGGCAAUCCUUAUGAUCCAUUUUUCAGCUCGUUACACAGUAGAGGAAAUACAAGGAGCCAUGUCAAAACUUGAGGCACCUUUGGCUGGCCGAGUUCAUAUACUCACAGAAGGUUUUUGACAAGACAAGCUGAGAGAGAGGCUUUCACAAGUUUGACCUCUUCACUAUCCCGCCUAUGAUAAGAGACGACCAAUCUGGGACCAAUGAGCUCCCGAAGUUGUCGUGUUUUGUACAGUUUAUGUAAACUGGUGGAGGCUCAAGAGAUUCAGCUUGGACGUUUGCUCUUUCAUCGAAUGCAAGCAACCAUGGUAGUAGCAUUGAAAUGAAUCAAAUUUUGUCCGGAGUUCUUGAGCCGGUGUCAUCAAGUGGAACUCUGGUCAAUUGGAAGAUGCACUCUGUGGGCGAUCUCCUCCAGAAAAGGGUGUUUAGUUGAAACUGAAAGCCUUACCCUUGUGUUCAUAUAUUUGCUCCUCUGCGGCCAAAUUAAAUGUUGAGUUUCCCCUGCCCAGAUGAAUUCGCUUUUCUUGUUGCGGCAUAAUGCUAAUCUGGGUUUGCUCCCACCACCUAGCUUGUUGAUGUUGCUUCCCCAUCUGUGUAGCCCGACAGAUGUACAUUGUUCAUGGGAAACCUCUUUUUUUUUUUUUUUUCUGGAAUGAAUGAUGUUGAAAGGUUUGAGUGGUCCAUUUUCAGUGCAGUUUCCUCUC